AUGGCUGCUCGUGACUCGGCGCGCGGCUCGCUGACGCUCGCCUCGCAGUCCACCGGCCCAGCAUACAACUACACCGUCAAGAUGACGUGCGGCGGCUGCUCUGGCGCCAUCGACCGCGUUCUCAAGAAGAACAUUGAGGCGCCCAACGGCUACACCGUGUCCCUCGAGACGCAGAAGGUCGUCGUCUUCGGCCCCUCCCUGCCGCCCUUUGACACUAUCACUGAGAAGAUUGCCAAGACUGGCAAGCAGAUCAUCUCCAAGGAGGAGAUUGCGGCGGGCGCUCCUAUCCCCGCUUAG
Vanrija pseudolonga is the source of this 297-nucleotide messenger RNA. RefSeq names its product Metal homeostasis factor ATX1 (gene ATX1). Lineage: Eukaryota; Fungi; Basidiomycota; Tremellomycetes; Trichosporonales; Trichosporonaceae. The record is from RefSeq and is a predicted model, not a curated record. Gene Ontology annotation, molecular function: copper chaperone activity; metal ion binding. Gene Ontology annotation, biological process: copper ion transport. Bases 1 to 297 code for a protein of 98 amino acids. The transcript is spliced from 3 exons. Gene Ontology annotation, cellular component: cytosol.